Paramecium primaurelia is the source of this 1041-nucleotide messenger RNA. The record is from the annotation of a GenBank genome assembly. NCBI's taxonomy places the organism in Eukaryota, Ciliophora, Oligohymenophorea, Peniculida, Parameciidae.
AUUUUUAUGUGGUAAACUGCAAACUCAGUUCUAUCAAUUAUUACAAAUACUUACGAAAACACACGAGGAGUGGAAUGUUUGGACAAGAAACCUCAAAUAUAAGAUUCAAUUGAAGAAGAAACUCGAAAUAAUUAUAGUGAUAAUGAAGAUUUUAAUCAGUAAGAUAAAGGUAUAAAAUUAUAUAUAAAGUAGAAUUCGAUCCUAAUUAAUGGAGUUUAAGAAAUUUUGAAAUGGGUAGAUAUUUAGGAAAUGGUAAAUUUGGUCAUGUUUAUUUAGCGAGGUAUUAAUUAUUUUAUAUCCAAUUAGGGAGCGUGAAAGUAAAUUCAUCCUUGCUUUAAAAGUAAUAAGUAAAAGACAACUCAAUCUAUGUUAAUUGACUGGAUCUUUAACCAGAGAAGUGGAAAUACUUACACAUCUCAAACAUCCUAAUAUUAUUAGUUUUUAUGGUUUUUUUUAAACAGAAAAACGUGUUUACUUAAUGCUUGAAUGGGCUCCAUUGGGAGACUUAUAUGGUUUAAUGAAGAAGUAAUAGAAUAAAAGAUUCAAUGAAAAAAUGGCAUCAAAUAUUAUCAAGCAAAUAACAAUGGCUAUUGGAUAUAUGCAUUCAAUGAAUGUUAUACAUAGAGAUUUGAAACCUGAAAACAUAUUGUGUUUCAAUGAUGAUGUGUUCAAGAUUUCAGAUUUUGGUUGGAGUGUUCAUACUCCAUCAAAUAGAAGAAAAACUUUAUGUGGUACUUUAGAUUACUUAUGUCCAGAGAUGAUUAAUUAUCAACCUCAUGAUAAUAGAGUAGAUGUUUGGACAAUAGGAGUAUUGGCAUAUGAAUUAGUAGUUGGUAAUUUUUAAGAUUAUAAAUAGGGAGACCACCUUUUGAAUCACAUAAUGAGAAUGAUACAAAAAGAAAGAUAUAACAUUUGCAAUAUUAGUUUCCAUAGUGGAGUAGCUCAGAUUUUCAGAAUUUUGUAAAAGGAAUCCUUCAACAUGAUUGCAAUAAAAGACCUACAAUCGAAUAGAUUUUAAAUCAUCCAUGGAUUGCUUAAUGA